This is a messenger RNA of Brassica rapa (field mustard), 4514 nucleotides long. RefSeq lists its product as uncharacterized. The record is from RefSeq and is a predicted model, not a curated record. NCBI's taxonomy places the organism in Eukaryota, Viridiplantae, Streptophyta, Magnoliopsida, Brassicales, Brassicaceae.
GAAAAACCAUUUCUAGAGCUCUAUCUCUUUAAGGUAUGUUGCAGAUUCAACCUUAUGUGUGUUUUCUUUCUGAGAGAUUGGUCUCCUGGUUUUUGCUUGUGUAUAGACUUGCUCGUUUUAACCUAAUAUGAUUGGUAGAAUUCUAGUUCAUGUGAAAGCAUGUGUAUAGACUUCAGGAAGGAUUUGUAUUGUUUCAGGAAACCCUUCCUGAAAAUUGGAUUUUAAUUAAUUUAGACAAAUAAAAUUUUUCUUGUUUACGCAGGAUAGAAACAAGAUGGGAGAUCCAUUACCAUUAAGACUAGCACUGCCUGAGCUGAGGUAUCCGAUUGGAUCAGAGCCAGAGAAGACGAUAUCGAUAAACCAACACUCGAUAGUUGCUUAUAUCAAAACUGUUAAGGAAAUUCUAGGAAAUGAUGAGUUCAACAGAAUAAGAGGGACGUUUUUGGGACCGGUGAUCAAGCUUGGAGAGAGGUCUUUGAAAUUAUCAGCUAAGAUAGUGCACGCAGUUCUCACCAAAAGCAUCAAGACAGUGAAGAGACACGAAGCAUGGUUCCAUUUUGGUGCUCAGCCAAUGAGGUUCUCUAUAAGAGAAUUCCACAUGGUGACUGGUUUGAAAUGUAGUGGUGAAGCAAGAGAACCACGAGAGGAAACCGAGAAAUUUAAGUGGGACUUCCUAAAAGGGCGUACUCAUACAGUAAAGGACGUGGAGAAGCAGCUCAGAAACACAAGAGAAGAUGCUUCUGAUGAGAGAUUCCCUAUGGCAUUUCUUAUAUGGAUACUUGAGUCAGUACCUUUGCUACAGUAUGCAUUCAGUCAAGUUGUUCCUAUUCUGAGCGUUCAACCGUCUACCCCAAUAUUUUUGUGUGAGAAGUACCUUCAAAUAGCUUCUCCACAGCUGAUAGAUGUUCUCCUAAUUGAAAUCAAAGAUCAUCUUAAGGUCACAUGCAUCCUACCUCCUAUUUCUAAUGAUCCAGAAGCUGAUGUUUGCAUGGAAGACGAAGCUAAUAAAGAUCUGGAUGACAUGGCCGAUUUAUCCAAGAGAGGUUAUAAGUUUAAAAUUAGAGAUUGGCGAAACAUGUCAGUAGACCUAUACGGUGCUAAUGAAGAAAUAAGAAGAGCAUCUUUACUGUUUGGGAAUGGAGGGAUGAGUCAAGCUUCUUCUUCGUAUCAGGAGGAGUCUUUGGAAUCAAAGAUCAACAGAAUCAGCGAGAUGGUGGGAGAUAAUUUAAGGAUCAUGAACGAUCGUUUGUGUUUGAUUGAAAAAGACAGGAAACAGAUUAAAGAACGUGUGACAAAACUAGAGAAACUACAAAGAGUUACUUCAUAUGAAACUCCAAACAAUGAGACUGACACAACUCCAUUUCAUGAGACGGCUUCCAGACAAGGUGAAGCCAAUGCAGAUCAAGCAGAUGAACAACUUAACAAUGAGGAUACACGAGAGCCUAUGAAUGAGAUCACGAAAGAGACACCUGGUUCUCCAAUAGCUCAACAGAAUAUUGAGACUCCAGUCCUUACUCCAAUUCAGACGCAGCAGGAGACUCACGAGCUUAUGAAUGAGAUCAUUUCACCAAACAUUUCCGACACACAGCCAAAUACCCGAGCUCGCAGAAAUCUUUUAACAGAGCAAAAUAAGGAUGUAGAAAGCAGAGUUCAAAAUCCCUUUGAGAUCGGAGCAAAUGUGGAGAUUUCAUCACAAGAUGACAAUACUUGUCAUAAAUGGUAUCCAGGAAAUGUGUUGGCAACAUAUUUGGUUGAUGGGGUUGAGAUGGUGAAAGUUGAGUACUCCGUCCCGUCUCUGGACGAAAAGAAGAGGAAAAGGAGUGUUGAGACACGUGUAUCAAUUGACAGAAUACGUCCUCAACCACCACCUGAGAGAUCUGGAGCGAAGAAAAGUUAUGAGCUAAUGCAGGACGUGGAGGCGUUCGACAAUGGUGCCUGGUGCGCUGGAAAAGUUAAAGUCAUUUUGUUUGAUGGCUCGUGUUUUGUCUCUUUGAACAAUUCUAAAGAACAAAUUUACUUCCACCAUUCUGAGAUGCGAAAACCAAGAAAAUGGGUAGAUGGUGUUUGGGAGAUGACAAAAAAGAUGGAAGAAGAGCAGACGCAGAGUGUGAAUCCAAGUGAAGGAGAUGGUGAUAAAAAGGGGAAGGCGAAGGCUGUCGCUUGUAAGAAAAAUGAAGCAGCUGGUCCAUCAGAAGAUGGUGUUGGGAAAAUGGCAAAAGAGAUGGAAGUAAAGCAGGGUAAGAGUGUGAAACCAAGUCAAGACGAUCAUGCAAAAAAGGGGAAGCCUGAUGUUGGUAAGAAGAAGAAAGCAAAUGCUCAGCCAGUAGAUUUGCUUCCUUUUCUACAGCGAGAAGAGAAGAGGCCAAUACGACCUAGAAACCCUCCUAUACCUGUAACACCUGAGGUAAUCCUUCCAAUUGAUCCAUUUGUGACACCUGAAUUUCCUCGGUUUUCAAGGCUUGCACACUGGAUGGAUCUACGGGGCAUAUAUCGUGUACCGUUUUAUAUCAAUGGAAAAGAAAUUGAAAAAGAGUUCUUUCAAAAAAUGGACGAUGCAGAAAACAAUCUCAACAAAGAGCACAUAAAUGUUGCAUUUGAAAUGCUAAAUUGUAAGAGGGUUGAGCAAGGUGCUUGGUUCCGCAACAACAAUCUUCCAGCAGCAUGCUUUGUACCAGUCAAAUUCUUAGAAGUGGUUGGGUACGCUUAUGAAUCUGUCAGGAAGCCACAUAAGAAAAAAAAACGUUAUUGGAGGGCUGUGUAGGCGAACUUGUGAAAGGUUUAAUACAUCCAAAGAAGGUAUGGCUGGAAGAUGUUGAUGUAAUAUAUGGUGUCAUUGAAGAUAAGUUGAGCUGUCACUAUAUUGGGGUGGAGAUACAAUUGAUGGACAACACAAUCACACUCUUCCAUUGUGGUCUUCCAAAAGCAAAUAUCAAACGUGCUCUUAAUCAAAUCCAAGAACUGGCAGGUAAAAACUUUUUGUGAUUUAUUAAUUUUAUCAUUCAGUGUAGAAAAAUCAGUUUAAUUUAUAUUGUUACAUUGAUAAUGGAUAGGAUUGUGAAAGUAUGCGUAUCCUGAAAAAAGAAUUUUAGCUAAUUUAGAAAAUAAAAGUUUGUCACUUGCUGCUUGUGCUUGUGAUGCAUUUUUACAUAUUCAUUUUGUUGUCUGUUUGUGAUUGAUUUAUUGUAUAAUUUUGGAUAUUUAUGACAGUGUUGAUUAGUGCCAUAAAGAUGGAACUUCUUGGUGAAGAGGUUAAUUUCGAAGAUAUCAGUCCAUUUGAAGUUAAGUUUGCAGAAGGGCUUCCAAAGACAAAAUUUCCAUACAACUGUGGUAUUUUUGUUGUGAAGAUGCUGGAAUGCAGGUCACUGGGAUUGAAGAGCAUGGCUAAUAUAAAUGAUGAAACUGCGAUGGACUUACGAAGCAAGCUAUGUUGUGAGAUCUUCGACCAGUUUAUGGAUAAAGAUUUCCAGGAAGGUCAAAGGAAGUGAAAAUGUCAUAUUUGUUCUGUUUUCUACUCUGUUUUUCUACUUUGAUAUUAAUUAUCCCUAACGUUUAAGUUUAAGUUUGUAAUGAAUUAUCCCUAACGUUUUUUUCAUUUAGAUUGUUAUUGAAAAUUUUUUAGGAUGUAUUGAUGAAUUGUCAAAUGCUUAUGGUACUUUUAGGAUGGGUUUCCAGAAAAAGAGUGAGAAAGCAAAAUGCACCAAAGCCUAGCAAAUUCCUUUAAAGUUUACAAAAAAAAAUGAAAAAGAAUGUGAUCCGAUGUUGAUUGAACUCGUGAACUCUCGAAAGAUGAAUCAAAGUGUGCAGCCGCUGUGCCAAGGGUGUUAUACUUGCCAAAAGCUAUAAUAAAACGAAAAUAACUUUUGAAUAUUUAAUUAAAAACAGAAAAAAGUGUAAGUAUACACAACGGGGAUCGAACACGGCUUAUUGUGUGAUAAGGGUACACUAAGAGUAGAAGGGCUUGCCACUAGGCUAUGGUGGAUAUUCGAUAACAGAGUAAAUGUGAACUUAUUUAUUCACAGACGAUAGAUUUAUAUAAUCUGGAUAUCAUUUUAGGUAUUCAGGAUAGCUUUCCAAAAACAAAUUCCUUUAAAGUUUACAAAAAAAAAAUGAAAAAGAAUGUGAUCUGAUGUUGAUUGAACUCGUGAACUCUCGAAAGAUGAAUCAAAGUGUGCAGCCGUUGUACCAAGGGUGUUAUACUUGCCAAAAGCUAUAAUAAAACGAAAAUAACUUUUGAAUAUUUAAUUAAAAACAGAAAAAAAUGUGAGUAUACACAACGGGGAUCGAACACGGCUUAUUGUGUGAUAAGGGUACACUAAGAGUAGAAGGGCUUGCCACUAGGCUACGGUGGAUAUUCGAUAACAGAGUAAAUGUGAACUUAUUUAUUCACAGACGAUAGAUUUAUAUAAUCUGGAUAUCAUUUUAUGUAUUCAGGAUGGCUUUCCAAAAACAAAUAAGCAAAUCAGAUAACCAAGUUACAAGAACACUAGGCCAAACCAUUACAAAAUAGUGAAAAA